Molecule: messenger RNA, 1026 nt
Organism: Plectropomus leopardus (leopard coralgrouper)
Lineage: Eukaryota; Metazoa; Chordata; Actinopteri; Perciformes; Serranidae
Source: RefSeq, a predicted model, not a curated record
AUGAUCCAGAUUUCGCAUCUGCUAAAUGGUUGUUACAGCCAUUGCUCUGUGGUGAUAAUGCGUGGAUUGACAUGCAGUGUAGGAAGAGUAGUAUUUGGGCCUUUUGCUUGUAACCUGAUUGAACACUAUUUAUCAGUGGGGUUCCACUGGGGUUUUGGCUAUGCAAUGACAUGGACCCCCACAAUGACCAUGCUGGGCUUGUACUUUGAGAAAAGGCACCCAUUGACAAAUCCAGCAGAGGAGGAAGUCUUCCCCCUGAAAUUGCUACCAAAAGACGACUCGAGAGGAUGCAAACCAAGUUGCCUUGAGGAACUGAGAAUAUAUGAGGGGUCUGAACAGGAAGUAAUUAAGGCAUGUCUUCAAGACCCUGAAAAGAUACCUAAACAAAAAAAACUUAAAAGGAUGAACUACUCUCACUACGUGGAUUUAAUUGCCAAUGCUCAAUUCAUGGUCUACUAGAUGUUUGAGGUGUUUGCUGCACUGUGUUUCUUUGCCCCCCUCUGUUCCAAAUGCUUACAGUAUGGGAUUCAGGAGUAACAGCCAGCUGCACUCAUGUCCAUCUCUGCAGUGCUGGACCUGUUUAGAGGAGUGUUCUUUAGCUGCCUGGCAAACUUGUGGCUGACCACCUGACUGGUGCAGCAGCUGACAGCUACAGUGAUUUUGCUGGGUACUGUGUUACUCCUCUGCCCCUUGGCCUCCUCAUUCCUCCUCAUCACUAUGCUGACUGAAUUUGUGGAUGUCGACAGGCUCAUAGGAGCGCUUGGGUUCUAUAUGGUCAUACACAGUAGGGGAGGCCGGCUUGGACCACCCAUUGCAGGAUUCUUCAUAGAAAAGAUGAAUGAUUACAGGAUAGGUUUCCUUAUGGCAGGAGUGGCUCUCAUUGCCUCUGCUCUGCUCCUGCUUCUUCUUUAUCAAAUGAACCGCGGGGUCAGGGGUCAGGGGUCAACUACCAAAAACCACAAUAUACAUAUUGACAGGAUGGAACCAUUUGUCAGAGAUGAAGCCAAACAGCUGGGCAUGAUAUGA